AUGAUUGCAAAUGUAUUUCAACGAAUGCUAAAAUCUCCACAGCUUACCUGUUGCUGUUUUGUUAAUAAUAUUCGCUACGUUGUUUUGAUAUUAUUAAUUGCUUGUUUAAGUAUUUUAUUCGCCAAUAUUAUUCUCUACAGUAUUGCUGUAAUAUAUGAUGAUUAUCAGAAUACUCAAUUAUGGAGGCAAGUGCAUUUGACAGAGCUAACUUCUACAGGAAAAAAGCGAUUUUUGCGAAGCGUUGUUAACAAUGACAGUUUGGAAAACUCAGAUAUAAAGAGCAGACAUUUAAUGGAAAUAUUGGAAAGAGUAAAUUUCAAUUUCAAUGAAACUGUUGAGUCGUAUGGAAAUACAAAUGUAAAUGAUGAAAAAACAACAUCAUUAAGGCCAAUUGGUGCGGAUCUUUCAAUCUUUCGUAAGCAAGAAGGUAGUGAACAGCUGACUUAUAAAAAUGGCUUACAACUUGAUAAGGACAGACAGUGGGAUGACAAUUUGAAAGAUGGUAACGAAAAAUCGAGACAGCAAAUUGAAAUAGAAAGUAUUGCACAUCGAACACCGGAGAAGAGAAUGCAACACUUUUUGAUUUGGACUGCUCCAGGUAUUGGAAUGUUUUGUGGAUCUUUCUCUAUUUCUUGGUUUCUUCGGUCAUUUGGUGGUCGUCGGUUUUUUGCAUUUAUGAUGAUGGUAUCAGCUGCAGCAACUGCCUUACUUGUCGUGACACCUCAAAUUAAAUACGGCCGAUAUUUAACAGCUUGCAUGCGAUUUAUCCAGGGUUUAGUUUUUGCCAGCGUUUAUCCGAUAAUCGGUUUAGUGAUAGCAAAUUGGGGAACUCUCAAACAGCAAUUUCUAUUUUUGGUUUGUUGUACAUCUUUCAUUCAGCUAGCACCUUUAAUUAGUUGGCCAAUUUCAUCUUUUAUAUUCGCUCACGAUUGCCGAGCACCAUUUUUGGUACAUGCAGCGUUGACUUGUUUACUAGCAUUUGUCUGGCUGGUUAUUUUUCGAGAAAAACCACAAUAUCAUUCCUCAGUGAAUGGAUUGGAACUGAACAAAAUUGUGGCCGGAAAAAUUAAGGCUGAACACAACCGAAUUAUGGCGGAGAAUCCGUGUCGACCGUUGAUUAUGUCAUUUCCGGUUUGGGCCAUUUGGAUUGCUGCUUGCGGUUAUUUUCUUGUUGUAUCGGUUGCUGUUCAGUUCUUACCCUUGUACUGCCUGCUGAUUAUUCGUGAAACUCGCACUGAUAUCGCACUACUGGCUGCUAUUCCUUUCUUGUUUAUGUUUAUAAUGACAGAGCUUCACUGGCUGUGGUAUCGUUUAGCGAAACAUUUUAGUGACAGAAUAUCAAUACUAACAUUCAACACUAUCUCUUUUGUUAUUUGUUCAUUGAUUUUUAUUUUUCUCGCAAUAUUUCCUCCUGGCGGAGUAUUUCAUGACAGUGUCGUGGCGGCAUUCACUUUCAUCCUAUGCAUUUUAACAUUAUCUCUUUACGGGUUUUAUCGUAGUGCGAUAUUAGUGGGCCGUUUUUUUGGGCAAUUUAUUAUUUCCUAUAUUCGGUUUUUUACUGGUUUUGCAUUUUUCUUUACAGCUGCAGCUGUUGUUUUCUUUGUGGAAGAAUAUAAUGCUGAUGAGUGGCGAGUAAUCUUUUUGAUGUUAGCAGCUCUUCUCUUGAUUUCUGCUGCCGUGUUUGGAAUAUUUGGAAGUGCAUUACCUGAAGAAUGGUCAAAGGAUAGUUGGGAUCCAUCAGUUGCACGUCCAAUGAUUACAUUUGAUCAAAUUGAUUAUCAUGCAGAUGAAUGUGGCGUUUUAGAAAUGAGAAUUUUAAGAUAA
Brugia malayi is the source of this 1824-nucleotide messenger RNA. RefSeq lists its product as uncharacterized. The record is from RefSeq and is a predicted model, not a curated record. The coding region runs from base 1 to 1824 and encodes 607 amino acids. NCBI's taxonomy places the organism in Eukaryota, Metazoa, Nematoda, Chromadorea, Rhabditida, Onchocercidae. Gene Ontology annotation, biological process: transmembrane transport. The transcript has 13 exons. Gene Ontology annotation, molecular function: transmembrane transporter activity.